Messenger RNA from Trichoderma virens Gv29-8, 1080 nucleotides. RefSeq lists its product as uncharacterized. Bases 1 to 1080 code for a protein of 359 amino acids. The record is from RefSeq and is a predicted model, not a curated record. NCBI's taxonomy places the organism in Eukaryota, Fungi, Ascomycota, Sordariomycetes, Hypocreales, Hypocreaceae. The transcript has a single exon. Gene Ontology annotation, molecular function: nucleotide binding.
AUGGCGCCGCCAUGGAGAAUAGUGGGAAUCAACUUUGAUCAUAUGCACAUGGGCGAUCUUUUGCGCCAUGCAUUCAAUCAUCCCAACGCGGAAAUUGUCGGCAUCUGCGAUCGCGAUAUGGAACGAAUGAAGGACACGAUUGCGGCGCUAAACAUCAGACCGGAGACAGUCUUUUUUGAUGUGAACGAGUGCAUCCGCCAAACAAAGCCUGAUCUCAUCGUUUUAUGUCCGGCAACGGCUGAUCACGCCAUCGCUGUCGAGCAGUGUUGCAGUCAUGGAGUAGACAUUUUGAUGGAGAAACCGUUUGCAGCCAACCUACAAGAUGCUGAUCGCAUCAUCAAGGCCAUGUUGGCAGCCGGCAUACGUCUUGCAAUCAACUGGCCUUUGAGAUGGUAUCCUGUGCAUGCCACGACCAAACGCCUGAUUGAUGAAGGAGCGAUUGGUGAUGUUACUGAAGUACAUUUCUACGACGGAAAUCGCGGUCCCCUUUAUCACCUCGCUGACAAGGUCGAAGUCACUGAUGAGGAAGUGCAGCAAAAGAAGCCGACAUCUUGGUGGUAUAAGGCAGCCUCUGGCGGCGGGUCUCUGCUGGACUAUCUCGGCUACGGUGCAACGCUGGGAACCUGGUUUAUGAACGGACGUGCCCCAUUGACAGUGACGUCCAUAACAUCUGCGAGCGAGAAUCUCGAGGUCGAUGAGCACUCAGUUACCGUCUGCCGAUACAGCACCGGACUAUCCAAGUUUGAGACCCGCUGGGGCACCUUUACUGACCCCUGGACCCAUCAGCCCCAGCCCAAGUGCGGGUUUGUUGUGGUUGGGACAGGAGGUACAAUUUCAAGCUAUGACUUUGAGCCUCAUAUUGGACUUCAGACAAAAGAGCAGCGGCAAAUUAUCAAUGUUCCGGUGGAUGUCCAAAAAAGCCCUUUCCGCAAUCCGAUUGAGUAUGUGCUCCAUUGCAAAGAAACCAACACGCCGAUAUCCGGGCCGCUCGACCCUGCCCUUUGUCGCACCGCUCAGCGCAUAAUCGACACGGCAGUGGAGUCUGCAAAACAACAAAAAACACUAGAGCUACUUCAGUGA